Molecule: messenger RNA, 2177 nt
Organism: Siniperca chuatsi (mandarin fish)
Lineage: Eukaryota; Metazoa; Chordata; Actinopteri; Centrarchiformes; Sinipercidae
Product: ermin-like
Exons: 2
Coding region: 618-1607 (329 amino acids)
Biological process (GO): regulation of cell shape; actin filament organization
Molecular function (GO): actin filament binding
Source: RefSeq, a predicted model, not a curated record
UUUCCACCACUGCGUGCAGAGAGCCUUAGUGCUGAUGUUGUUUGUUAAACAUAUUGUAAGUUUUCAAAAUUCUAUAUCAGCAUUUCAGGUGCCUUACUUAAGAUGCAAAGGUCUUUAUAUGCACACCAAGACAUAACAUGGCUUAGUACAUGCAAAAACAUGAUUGGUUCAGGCUAUAAAGAAAAACUAUAGGGGAAUGUUAAUCCAUACUCAAAACGCUACAGAAUGAAGGUGGUCACCCAGCAGAGAUUAUUAAAGAAUGUUGACAAUCACUUCAUAUGCUGAAGCCAAAGUCACAAAGAGUCUUUGUUGGGGCCACAACAAAACCCCCGUUCUUCUGUGAUUCGACACGUACACAGAAUUACAUGGUACUUGCACUAGAGAGCUUGACCUUGCACUGCUGACUGAAAUGCAGGAUGGAUUUGUUCUUCACUCUUUGACAAUGCAGGAUAAGAACAAAUAUUUUGGUAACAUACUUGGACCGCUGGAGCAGACGAUGUGACAAUGCAAAGUCUGAGGUUGCUUACAUUUUGAUUCAACAAAUAAUCUGCAAAAAACAACUAAGAGCACUGGGGCUUCACUAUUUUCAAUAUCAAAGGGGAAAGAAAAACCGACAGAUGGAGAUGGAGACGACCACAAUGCCUCCAAAGGCCUCGAGGCUCACAGCAGAAGAAGAUGCACUGGCAUCCCAGGUACUGGAGAUCAUUGGUGGGAUCACUCUUGAGGCCCUCCAGACCCUGGAGGAACCUGAAGAAAGAGAUGUGUGGUCAGUGGAGGAGGGAGAUGACUCAGUGUUUUACAGUGAUGAGGACCAAGCUCAUCAGGACAUAAAAGCAAACACAUCUCGUGAUUUUGGUGCCAACGUGUGCGAGCAUCACGUCAACAGUGUGGCAGCUGAUGAAUCAAUCCCACAGAGGGAGGAUGAUCCAGGAGAAGAAUCCAUUAUUGACAAAGAAAAGUCAGAGAUGGAGAAGGAAGUGACUUGGCAGGUCAUUCUGGCUGAACAAGAAGAGGAACGAGAAGAGCUCCAGACACCCAAAACUGAACCUAUGGAUCAGUCAGAUCUUGCAGAUCCAGAAGCCCAGUCUAAUCUAACGCCAGAGAAGUCAGUGAGCACCUGUGGAGAAUCUCUGCAACUAAACUGCACAUUUGCAGACAUGCAGACACAGCCUGAGCAAACUAUAUCAGCAGAAAAAGCAAAUCUACCAGUUGAGGAGGAAGAAGAGGCAGUAAAUUCACAGACACUAAACCUUGAACCCUUUGAUGUAACUGAUGAGGAGAGUUAUACGAGGCUGAAUGGGGAGGCAGAAGUCCCAGAGCAGAUGUCUAGUGCUGAACUCCAGAUAUCAGGUGACAGGCAGCUUCAGGUGGACCAGGAGCCAGAGCAGGAGCACAGCUUCCACAUUCCUGUGGGGUUUCAUCAAAACCCCGGUCCAGGCUACUCCACUCUGCCUCUCCCAAAGAUAUCCGGUCACAGUGACGGCCACCAGAAAUCCUACAACCACCUCACUUCCUCCAAAUACAGCACUGUGUCCUACCGCAAGAUCCGCAGAGGCAACACCCGCCAGAAGAUCGAGGAGUUUGAGCACAUGCUAAUGAAUUUGUAGAGAAGAUGGGUUCAAUGCCUUUUUCAGGAAAAUAAAAACUGCUGGACAUGGUCCAUAACAAGAAAAUGAGCAUUAAAAGAGACUGAUUGUACAUCUAUUCCAUAUGGUACACAGUAUUCAUAUUUAUUUGUUCUGAAAUGUAGUUGUAGAUGGUAUUGAAAAUAUCUGAUGUUAACUCUCCAGGUCACACAAAUCUUACAAGACUUCUAAAUGAAGAGCAAUAUUUUAUCUUUAGCUGUUGUGUAGUGUCUGACUGGAGAGCAAUGCCUAACAACGAUCUCAUAUCUAAGAGGUACUACGUUUUUCAUUCAAUGGUUUUAGGAUGAAAACAUCUUGUUAUGUGAGGCAGGUAUUUGAACAGCAGAUUAAAUAAAUAAGAAGCUCAGGGCUUUAUAAUCCUACUAGCUAUAAUAAGUAAGUUGUUGUUUGGUAUUAGAGCUUCAGUACCCUAACCUCUGGAGCGAGACUAUUAGGGUAAGUAUUUUUUAAGUGAUUAACCAAAGAUACAUACUUACAUGUCCUAAUGGCUAGUGGAUAAGAAAAAAUAAUAAAGACAUACAUGCUAUUGAA